CAGCGGGAUGGGCGCGCUGGGCCGGGCGCUGCUGUGGCUGCAGCUGUGCGCGAUGACCCGCGCGGCCUACAAACUCUGGGUCCCCAACACCAACUUCGAAGUGACCACCAACUGGAGCCAGAACCGGACGCCGUGCGCAGGCGCUGCCGUCGUGUUCCCGGCAGACAAGAUGGUGUCAGUCCUGGUGCGAGAAGGUCACAGCAUCUCCGACAUGCUCCUGCCGCGGGACGGGGAGUUCGUCCUGGACUCGGGAGCCGGCUUCGGCGCGGCGGACGCUGGCAGGGACCCGGACUGCGGCGCAGCCGCCCCCGCGCUCUUCCUCGACCCCGACCGCUUCUCGUGGCACGACCCGCGCCUGUGGCGCUCCGGGGGCGCGGCGCGCGGCCUCUUCUCCGUGGACGCCGAGCGCGUGCCCUGCCGCCACGACGACGUCGUCUUCCCGCCCGACGCCUCCUUCCGGGUGGGCCUCGGCCCCGGCGUCGGGCCCGUGCGCGUCCGCAGCGUCUGGGCUCUGGGCCAGACGUUCACGCGCGACGAGGACCUGGCUGCGUUCCUGGCGUCCCCCGCCGGCCGCCUGCGCUUCCACGGGCCGGGCGCUCUGAGCGUGGGUGCCGAGGCCUGCGCCGACCCGUCGGGCUGCGUCUGUGGCAACGCCGAGGUACAGCCGUGGAUCUGCGCCGCCCUGCUCCGGCCCCUGGGCGGUCGCUGUCCCCCGGCCGCCUGCCGUGACGCCCUCCGGCCCGAGGGGCAGUGCUGCGACCUCUGCGGAGCCAUCGUGUCGCUGACCCACGGCCCCACCUUUGACAUUGAGCGGUACCGGACGCGGCUGCUGCGAGGCUUCCUGCCCCAGUACCAGGGGCUGCAAAUGGCCGUGUCCAAGGUGCCGCGCCAGAACGCAGGCGCCGAGGCAGACAAGGAGAUUCAGGUGGUGCUGGCAGAGACCGGGCCCGACGGGACGGGCGGCGCGGGGCGGCUGGCACGUGCCCUCCUGGCGGACGUCGCCGAGCACGGCGAAGGCCUGGGGGUCCUGUCCGCGGCAGUCCGGGAGUCGGGCGCGCCGGUCGGGGACGGCUCCGCAGCGGGACUGGAAGGUUCGGGAAUGCGCGCAGGGCUGGCAGGCGGCGUGGCGGCGGGGCUGCUCCUGCUGCUGCUGGCGCUGCUGGCGGGGGCGCUGUUGCUGCGUGGCGCUCGGAGCUUCAGGUGGAGUAGGCGCGACGAAGCGGCCCCAGCGCCCUUCGUGGCGCCCUUGGGCUUCUCCAACCCGGUGUUCGACGUGGCGGGCUCAGUGGAGCCGCCUUCCGCCCCACAGGUGGAAAACAGCAGCGUCAGCCGCAGCUACUUCGUUAACCCUCUUUUUGCCGAGGCGGAGGCCUGAGCCCCCGUGUGACUGGCCAGCCCCCCUUCUGCCCUCCGCCGCCCCAUUUCGAGAAAUGUACGGGUCCAUGACAUUAAAAGAUCUUCGUUCCCUUUUCCACACUCCUUGUCCCCAGCCCCUGCAGACCAAGGACAGGGUGGCUUUGCCUAAUAAAGGGGUUUCUUGCACCUGCUA
Lynx canadensis (Canada lynx) is the source of this 1549-nucleotide messenger RNA. It is a transcript of the gene AMN, whose product is annotated as amnion associated transmembrane protein. The record is from RefSeq and is a predicted model, not a curated record. Bases 8 to 1375 code for a protein of 455 amino acids. Gene Ontology annotation, cellular component: endocytic vesicle; apical plasma membrane. The transcript is spliced from 12 exons. Gene Ontology annotation, biological process: receptor-mediated endocytosis; intracellular protein localization. Lineage: Eukaryota; Metazoa; Chordata; Mammalia; Carnivora; Felidae.